UUCAAAUCAAAAUGGCGGUGUUUCCUUCGCUUCUUCCCCGUCUAACGGACGACUUGUGGUUUAGCGUGGAUAAAAGACUAGACGAUGAUGCUAUACUAGCAAAAGAAGAAGAAGAGUAUAUUUCUCAUCUUCACUCGAUUGUGGAGAAGGGAAAUGAUAUCGUUCCUCUUGGAAAAUCCAAAGAAUCAAAUGAGGGUCAGGAAGAUGAAGAAGAAGAGGAAGAAGAAAUGGAGGAUGAAGAUUCUGCAGAGGAAUUAGAAGAUACUGAUGAUUAUGAUGAUUCACCAAGCCCUGAUGCGGAAUCCGUUGAGGAAGAGGUGGAAAUGAUGGAUUCCAGUUUUAUGUAGGCUCUUCCAUUCAAACUUACUUGUAAGUA
This is a messenger RNA of Actinia tenebrosa (Australian red waratah sea anemone), 376 nucleotides long. RefSeq lists its product as uncharacterized. The record is from RefSeq and is a predicted model, not a curated record. Gene Ontology annotation, cellular component: anaphase-promoting complex. NCBI's taxonomy places the organism in Eukaryota, Metazoa, Cnidaria, Anthozoa, Actiniaria, Actiniidae. Gene Ontology annotation, biological process: regulation of mitotic cell cycle spindle assembly checkpoint.